Messenger RNA from Staurois parvus, 606 nucleotides. NCBI's taxonomy places the organism in Eukaryota, Metazoa, Chordata, Amphibia, Anura, Ranidae. The record is from the annotation of a GenBank genome assembly.
AUGACCAGCUCCUGUUCAUCGGAUGACAUUGAUCAGGAGGAAAUACAGCUGGCCUUGCAGGCUGCGAAGAUUGCGUCCAGAGAAAAGAUCAGAUCCCGCUUCCACAGCAGUAAUGACCUCAUUCACCGGCUCUUUGUCUGCAUCUCAGGUGUUGCUGAUCAGUUGCAGACAAACUAUGCAAGUGACCUAAGGAGUAUCCUAAAGACUUUGUUUGAAGUCAUGGCCACCAAACAGGAGAUAGAUGACAAAGGGAAGCAGAAAAAAGUGAGCCAAGGCCUGAGGAGUUCUGCUUUAGAAGAUUGUGCUCUCUGUCAAGAAACCAUCUCAUCCUCAGAGCUAGCUGCCAAGGCCCGCGAUGGAGAAUUUGAAGAUCCUCCUGACUGGGUCCCGGAUGAAGCUUGCAGUUUGUGCACUGCGUGCAAAGCUCCUUUCACAGUGAUACGCAGGAAGCAUCAUUGCCGCAGCUGUGGCAAGAUCUUCUGUUCCCGCUGCUCUUCCCACUCUGCCCCACUACCGCGAUACGGGCAGAUGAAACCAGUCCGCGUCUGCACACACUGUUAUAUGUUCCACGUCACUCCUUUCUACAGCGACAAAGCUGCAAUCUGA